Molecule: messenger RNA, 1696 nt
Organism: Musa acuminata subsp. malaccensis (wild Malaysian banana)
Lineage: Eukaryota; Viridiplantae; Streptophyta; Magnoliopsida; Zingiberales; Musaceae
Source: RefSeq, a predicted model, not a curated record
GGCACUCUCGACUCGCGAAGCUUCGUCCCACUUUCUCGCCUUCGCCAUUCCCCCUCUUCGUUCCAGCCCCGCUAGAAGCCCUACACAUUUCCGAUUCCGACGCAUAUAUCCUCGCCAUGAAUUCGAAGCCACAAAUUGGCCGUGUUCUCAUGAAGAAUUUCGCUCUUUCGCCCAGAGGUUGUCCUUCAUGAACGAUCAUCCGAGUUAGCGAUCGUGCGCAUAGUGGGAUAGUGUUAAGUGAGGAGGUUUUGAAUUCCUGAAGCCGUUGGAUUCUUCUGCGUAGGGGAGGGGAUAUGUCGAGUGGAGAAGUCAGGAAGGUCUCCCGUCAGGAUAUACAACUGGUUCAGAAUCUUAUUGAAAGGUGCCUGCAGCUGUAUAUGAACCAGAAAGAAGUAGUUGACACUUUGUCUUUCCAGGCAAAGAUAGAGCCUAGUUUCACUGAACUUGUUUGGCAAAAACUUGAGGAGGAGAACCGGGAAUUUUUCAAAGCAUAUCAUAUUAGACUGAUCCUUAAAAACCAAAUACUGCUUUUUAAUAAGCUCCUUGAGAAACAGGUUGAGCUUAUGCAGAAAGCAUGUCCAUCUGGAGUUGCUAUCUUACCAAUUCCAAAUGCCUCCCAUUCUCCUUUGCUUCAAACUCCAUCAUGCUAUAUGUCUCAACAUGCGUCCACAUCUUCACGGCCAGAUGGCAUGUUUUAUAAUGGAGAUUUUUCAAGUGAUCUUGUAAAUGGUAGGUCAUCAGAACAUCAGGGGAACUAUCUUGAAAGUGAUUCAUCAAUUGUUGCUGGAAUUAUGCAUGCUUCGACAAUUGUGUUAUCUGCACAUAACUCCAACAUGGGAAGGAUUUCUGGACUGAGUGAGACAAUAAUAAAGUCAGAGCCUAACUAUCUAAACAAUUCUGAGUUUCCAUUCGUUAGUGAUAACAUCAUCUUGGAAGCACACCGACCAAUUGGAGAUGCUUCAGGUGGAUCCUUUAGUAACUCAGAAUUGACUGGACAACCGGCAAACAGCACUCUCCCGGAUGUUGAUACACCUUCGCUUGGAUUUAGUCAGAUUCCCCGAAAUUUCAGCUUUUCAGAUUUAUCAGAUGACUUUACUCACUGUGCUGAUAUACUAGAGAAUUAUGAUAAAUCUCCUUAUCUUCCACCUGAUUCAAAUAACUUUCUGGACUCUCCAGCAACAGAAUUUAAAGGUUGACUGGGCAUCUGUAUAUACGGGAUUGACAGGCUCCUUAUUCUUCAAAUUUCAGUGGAUCCUUCUCAAGUAGUUUACUUCACACGUUUUGCACAGUCGCUAAUGUUUUCUGCCAUUGGAACUUUCUGUAAUGAUAUUUGUAGUUGAGCAACAAGUUAAUUUGUUUCAUACACAUCAUGCUAUCGAUGCAUUGUUCUGGUCCAUAAGGGAGGCACUCUGAUGUUGUCUUUGCAUUGCGAAAGACCUGGGUGUUAAUUUCCGUGUGACAACUUAUGUGUGUCCUGUUUGUUUUAUUUAAAAUGCUCUAUAAAUCUCUGUAACACUGCUGCCACAGGGAAAAAUUGCCAGAAAGAACAAGGCUGGUAGUCUCAGACUGGAAGACACUGGUAUCACUACUGCAUAAAUCUCUGUAACCAGCCCUAUUUGAGUAAUCAUCGCUUCUGACUUAGAUUAUUGUUUCUCAUUCUUACCUACAUUUCUAGCAAAAUUGAAAUUUGGAUGAA